Messenger RNA from Nymphaea colorata (pocket water lily), 1175 nucleotides. RefSeq lists its product as uncharacterized. Bases 108 to 680 code for a protein of 190 amino acids. NCBI's taxonomy places the organism in Eukaryota, Viridiplantae, Streptophyta, Magnoliopsida, Nymphaeales, Nymphaeaceae. Gene Ontology annotation, cellular component: RNA polymerase III complex. Gene Ontology annotation, biological process: transcription initiation at RNA polymerase III promoter; DNA-templated transcription. The transcript has 7 exons. The record is from RefSeq and is a predicted model, not a curated record.
GGCCGGAUGGAGUCAUUUCCCGGGAACGAGCGAAGCCCUUUCCCUCUCUUUCUCCAUACGAAAACCCUAAGCCUUAAACGUUCUCUGUGGCGAGAAAGGGGGAGAGAAUGUUCUUCUUGAACGUUCUGGAGCACACCCUCCAGCUUCCUCCAGAUCGGCAUGGCCGUCCCCUAGACCAGACCCUCAUGGAGGAGCUUGAGAAGCUUUUCGUUGACAAGGUUAUUAAAGAUUUGGGGCUCUGUGUUUCGAUUUAUGGCCUUAAAUCGAUAGAUGGUGGCUUCAUCUUACCUGGAGAAGGAGCUUCAACGUAUACGGUUGUGCUUGGGGUGGUCAUGUUUCGGCCUUUUGUGGGAGAAGUUAUCGUUGGCAAGAUAAAGAGUUCUGAUAGUACGGGUUUAUGUUUGUCUCUAGGAUUUUUUGAAGAUAUACAUGUACCAAAUGAUGCUCUUCCACAGCCAUCUAAAUUGAAUGAUGAUGGCUUGUGGGUUUGGGCUUUGGAAGUUGAUGGUGAGACAGUAGAUCUGGUACUGCAACCAGGUGAAGAGGUACGUUUUCGUGUUACUGGUGUGAAAUAUCCUCCCAUCCCAAUUGAGCAGGAAAAAGAUGCAAAACCAUUUUCUCCUAUGCUGAUCAGUGCAAGCAUUGCGGAAUCUGGAUUUGGUCCGUUGUCCUGGUGGUAGGAUGGAGUCCAAUCAAGGCUUGAGGAGUGAAUGCUCUUUAUGUCAAUUGAACUACCUCAGCAGAUUUGAAGGACGAACGCAGAUCAUGGACAUGCUAAUGUAAUUGUUCCUAGUUUGUGGAAGCCAGAUAUAAAUUAUAUGUUCGAUCGGGCGACGUUCUUCAACACUCCUGCUUUGUAAUUGAAGAUUUUCGGGAAGAUGUAGAAAGAAUGACGAACUGCCAGCGUGAAGGUUGGAACAAUCCAGGGAUGAGAAAUCGAUCUCCCGUAGGUGGUGGGAUUUUUUUUGUUUUUGUUUCGUGGACGGACAUUGGAUUCAUGCUCCUAAAGGUGGUGGUUCUUACAUAUUUAAUAUCUUUCUUGUAAAGGUUUAGCAGAAUAUAUUUCAAAGAUGUUACCAGGCAAAAUCCACACUUCUACCUGUGGAAAAAAUUAAAAGAAUCUCCUUGGACUUGGUUGGAUUUGCAAGUGGAAUUAGGUCUGGUUUGAGGGUUUA